UCAGUUGGUGCGUAGCUGUGCUGGUAGUGGCUUGCUUCAGCUAACACUGUGAUCGGGCUGAGUUCGACCUGUUGAAUGCUCUAGGAUAGUCUGACCUAACAAACAGUAGACGGCCUCCAAGAAAGAGGAUUGCAGAGUCUACAUGUCAACCGAUAUUUCAAGGGGUUAAUGAGUGCGAAAUGAGUUAGUGUGCGGUGCGGUGUAGGUGCGUGCGUGUGUGAGUGCUGGCAAGAUGAGUUUCUUCAACUCUCUGCAGCAGUAUGUGACAAGCAGUGUGGCCAACCUGAGUCUCAGUCCGAAGAGGUUCUCGUUGAGCAAAGAGUCGGGGGCGGCGGCCUCUGCGGAGGCCAAGGAGGUAGCCGAGGAGAAUGGAGGCGGAGCAGUGGGGGCGGCACCCGUGACGGGCGGUAGGUCAGCAUCGGUUCCCGGGUUUCCGAAGGUGGUUCCAGCGCCCGGCACUCUGACGCCCCCCAGGCGUCGCACCCUGGAGGGGCCCCGUCGUGUCGGGUCGUUCCGUCAGCCAUCGCAUCAUCCCAGGCAGCCGCUUGCCUUCUGCCGGAGGCGGUUGUCCUGGCCUGAAGUCGACCAACAGGCUACGUCUGGUGUGCAGGAAACAGAUGGUUCGUUUUUCGAGAGUUUCACAGCACUGUCCUGGAAACUGGAGAACAGGAGAUUGCUGACCAUGAAAGACAGCCAUCACGAGGAUCAGCCUCCCCCUCCCGAGACGUCGGUCGGCGUCAAGCCUCCAGUCUCACACCGCAUACAUACCAAAGAGUUGGAACAACUGUACAUCGAGGUACUGUACACGAUUACCAACAAGGUAGGCGCUUCCAGUGGUCAGUUCUCGCAUUACCAGGAGGAUCUCUAUUCGUAUGCACAAAAGGCAUUCAGCAUAUCGCACGACCAACAUCGGAGGUAUCUCGCUAUCGCCAGUGAGGAGAAGCCGCCAAUUGUGGUUUUGAACGUCGUUGUUUUGGAAGCUGAAGGCCUCGAAGCGAAAGAUGCAAAUGGAUUCAGCGAUCCGUACUGCAUGCUUGGCAUCCAGCCUGGCACAAUGGCUUCCCCGCAACCCUCUUCCCCCGGCUCCCCCUCCCCGGGUCGGUCGGCCAGCUCGAGGGCGCUGUCGGAGGGAGGCCUCGACCCCCCUGAACAGGGUCAUCACGAAAAACUACGGAAACACCACAGUUUCAGACUGAGCUUCAAACGAAAGGAGAGAAGAGAACACAGAGAUAGUAUCAGCUCAGCCGUUCCCGCCAAAUUCAUUCGAGCCACCACAGUCCGAACUCAAACGCUGAAUCCAAGGUGGAACGAGAAAUUCCGAUUUGAUAUCGAUGAUGUUACAACCGACAUAUUACAUCUUGAUAUUUGGGACCACGAUGAUGAAUCGAGUGUGUUGGACGCAGUGAGCAAACUGAACGAGGUGAGGGGCGUCAAAGGUCUCGGACGAUUCUUCAAGCAAAUUGCACAGAGCGCACGCUCUGGUAGCCAAGAUGAUUUUUUAGGCUGUGUCAAUAUUCCAGUCCAGGACAUCCCGUCGACGGGGCUUGACUGCUGGUACAAGCUGGAGGCGCGCACUCAGCGCUCGAACAUCCAGGGCCGCAUCCGCCUGAAGAUGUGGCUGUCGACAAGGGAGGACCGCGGUACCUCCGAGGAGGACACCUGGUCCGACAUUCAGCAGCAGGAGCGGCUGCACGCCAUAUUCAUCGACUACGAAAUGGCUAGGUGUUCGGGCUCGUGGAACGGAGAGCUGCCUCACAUAGCACUGAGUAUUCUGCACCAGCACGCCAUACAGGCAGACCUGACCGAACUGCAGUUGGCAGCCGUGGAGUGGCUGGCGUUCAGUCGAGUGCAGACCAGUCUCGACCCCAAGGUGCUCUACCGACAGCUCCACAACCUCGAAAACUAUUGGGGUUUGGAGGUCCUGUCCAAGGAGGAGGAAGAAUGGUUAGCCGAAUCUUUCAACAUAUUUUUGGACUACUCGUUACAGCUUAUAAGAAAGCAUCGGAUUCUAUUUCCUCCACAUCACAGACCAUCCAUGGCCCGUCUUGACAAUCUUCUUAGGUGUUUAGGAUUAUUAGCAUCGAUGAAAGCGUUUUGGAAAGUUUGUCCCUUCAAUAAGGAGAUAAGAGGAGAGAUCGCAACUGCAUUGAAAAAGGGAACGUUGGAAUGGUACGAAGAACAACACAAAGUAGUGGCUAGCACACGGGCGGAUCCCGAUGCCAGGAUAGCAGGGCUGGUGAAGCUGAUCACAGCACUCAUAGUCGACUUGCAACGCGGACUUGACUACUACAAUGCUACUUUCGAAAAUACAAACGGAGUAGCCUACUUCAGCUCUAUAUACAAGACGUUGGAGAAAAUGUUGGCAAAGGAUUUCAAAAAAAUCUUGGAUAUACUGGAGGCUGUAACAGAGGUAGGACCCGAGGUGAUGCAACUUUGCCAGCAGUUGAAAACGUCAGAGAUCGGCAGUGAACCCCCCACCCUCCCACCAGGGGCAGAAGUGGGCACGCCCAUAUUCGAGCUCUACCUCUGCAUACAGGAAUUUGCAAAUCUUCGAGAGCAUGUGCCUGACCAUAAAAUGCUGCAGGUCUCACAAUUCUAUGCCUGGUUCGAGCCAGCUAUCGAUAAAUGGAUGGAUCUUGCCAAAUUUAAGGCACUGAACAGGAUACGAAAAGCGAUGGAGCUGAAUAGAUUUUGUAUUGGAGAUCUGAUCGUUAAACACAGUACUUCGGCCGUUGACACAAGUGCCUGCUUCUAUCAAAUCAAAGAAUUCUGGAGACAGCUAGCCUGGCCGGAUGUUGUUGGAUCAUAUAAUCUUCUAAUGAAACUUGUAGAUAUCAUUUGUAGUGGAUCUUUGCAUUAUUCUCAACUUGUACAACAGAAACUACAAGAAACGGGUUAUUAUGAAGAUACUGGUGCAUAUAAAACAACUGACGAGCCAAUCAAUUAUGGAUGUAUGUAUAUGUGCGUGGCAAUGAACGACCUUGAGUACGUGCGGCGGUCGGUGAGCUUGCUGCCGGAUGAGCUGCAACUAGAGGCAGUGCUGGAGGUGAUCGAGGCAGCUGGCGACCGCAGCGGCCAAUGGCGAGACGCCAUGAUGGCAACACUGGAGACCACCACCCAGCAACUGCAGGCCGAUGUCAUGGCCAUCAUCGGGCGCAUCGGCGUCAAGAUGAGAGGCGCACUGAAGAAAGCGAUGUUCCACCUGGCGUGGUCACCCGACUCGCUACCGGCGAGCGAAGCGAUCUCGCCGAUGCUGGAGUACCUCGACUCGCACCUAAUCAGUCUGAACGCGGCUCUGUUGCCGCGCAACUUCGAGCGAGUUCUGUCAGUGAUCUGGGACACAGGCCUGCAAGAGUUGGCCAUCCAGAUGGACGGGCAUGCGCAGGACAAACUGCCCGGCUUCUAUGACCGGCUCUAUGAGGCACUCGAUAUUCUCACCGACUUCUUCCACGCCGAAGGCAAGGGUCUGCCUAUGGACGCCAUCAAGUCUGAAACGUACCGUGGUGUGGAAAUGCGUUUACAGUACCAUAAGACGGAUACCGAGACGCUGAUCACCCUGUACUACAUGGAGCGACUGCACGAACAGCUGACUGUGGAGAGCACAGAGUUCGGCACGCUCACCGUCAGAGCCUACUUCCAUCACGACUCGCUCUGUGUCGAGGUGCUCAACGCGCGUGACGUCAUUCCACUCGAUCCCAACGGUUUCAGUGAUCCUUUUGUGAUAGUCGAACUUCUUCCUCGCACAGUUUUCGCUCACUGUGCAGAACAAACGACAAAUGUGCAAAAGAAAACACUCAAUCCUUUGUUUGACGAAUGUUUCGAGUUCUCAGUGACCCUUUCGCAGUGUAGAAGUGAGGGCGCAAUGAUAGCGUUCACAGUGAUGGAUCAUGAUGUGUUGACUGCCAACGAUUUUGCUGGCGAGGCGUUUUUGUCGCUGGGCAGUAUUCCGGGUGUCAACUCAGCCUGCAAUGCUGACAACUUCCAUGGUCUCAAGCAGGUCGAACUGUUUCUCAUGCAUCAAAAGAAUAAAUUUCACCCAAUUCUUCAAACUCUGGAGUCAAGGAACUGGGACAAGCAAGCGCAAGAUUUUGUGAAAAAACAAAAGCUUAGAAUAAGCAGCUCUUAAUCAUUUCUUGUGCCUUCAACGUUGCUGACAGAAUUCGCUGAAAGGAUGUCAGGCAAUGUAUAUUAUCAGCUCGCCGCAUCUUGUGCCUGCUGGAUAUCAACUAACAAACCUCAUCUCAAUCUGAAAAUCCCGUCUUGCUGGACAUAUCAUAUCGUUUGUACAGGGUCUAUCACUAUCAUCUUUUUCUAUGCUAAUCUAUGAACUCAUCACUGAUUCAAAACACCAGACCAACUCUAUUUACCCACUUUCCUUAAAUCGCCGCUUGCAUCUAAUAAAAAUCUACUCUACUACCAUCUAUUUACCUCAUCGAAUAGCUACUGUGGAAUACUUGAAUAUAAGAAAUUCUUCGAUUGUUUUUUACAAUGGAUCAAGCAAGUGUGUAUGUAUAUACAGUAAUUUAUAAAUCAAAUACUGAUUGGAUACUCAAUAUAUUUAUCGGUGUGUGAAAAACUGAUUAAAUAACUAUAUUUGAACAAAUGCUGGUCAUUAUCAGUUCCGAAAUCAUUGUCAUGUAAUUAUAAAUGCAGUGAAGUGACAAUAUAUUAUUAUAUUUUAAUAAAUAUGAAUGCUGUGAAUGUUGAUUUUUAUAUUAUUUAUCUUUGUUGGAUCUUACGAUAGUUUGUUGAAAGGAGAAAAUAGUUUUUAUUUUGAUCAAUUAUAAAUUUGCUUCUUGCUCUGCUUAAUUCCAUAUUGUUGUUUAUACAUUGAAUGAAGUGUUGAUUCAAUAAAAUGUAGAUCAAUUUUAUACUA
This is a messenger RNA of Nilaparvata lugens (brown planthopper), 4876 nucleotides long. It is a transcript of the gene unc-13-4A, whose product is annotated as BAI1-associated protein 3. Bases 233 to 4126 code for a protein of 1297 amino acids. NCBI's taxonomy places the organism in Eukaryota, Metazoa, Arthropoda, Insecta, Hemiptera, Delphacidae. The record is from RefSeq and is a predicted model, not a curated record. The transcript has 30 exons.